CGUUCCCAAAUCGGCCGCCUCGAGUUCGGUGGUGGGGCACAGCGCUCCCCUCUCUCCUGUCCACCCUCUCCACCCCCUCUCUCCUGCUCCAUCUCCUCUCUCCCUCUGACCCCCUCUCGCCUGUCCACCCUCUCUCCUGCUUCAUCUCCUCUCUCCCUCUCCACCCCCUCUCUCCUGCUCCACAACCCUCUUUGCUAUGCCGGAGCCCCAUGCCAUGGAGCAGCACUUCAGGGCCCACAGCCGCGUGAAGGAGUUCACCGCGCACGGGGCCAAGGUUCACUCCGUAGCGUGGAGCUGCGACGGGAGGCGUCUCGCGUCCGGCUCCUUCGACAAAACCGCGAGCGUCUUCCUGCUUGACAAGGACCGCAUGGUGAAGGAGAAUAACUACCGUGGACACGGAGACAGCGUGGACCAGCUGUGCUGGCACCCCCUCAACCCGGAGUUGUUCGUCACAGCCUCCGGAGACAAGACAGUGCGAAUUUGGGACGUGCGCAGUAACAAGUGUGCGGCGACUGUCAACACCAAAGGAGAAAAUAUAAACAUUUGCUGGAGUCCAGAUGGUCAGACAAUUGCUGUCGGUAAUAAGGAAGAUGUUGUAACUUUCAUCGAUGCCAAGAAUUACAAGACAAAAGCUGAAGAGCAAUUUAAGUUUGAAGUCAACGAAAUUUCUUGGAACAAUGACAAUGAUCUCUUUUUUCUCACCAACGGCAAUGGCUGUAUUAGCAUAAUGAGCUACCCUGAACUGAAACCCAUCCAAUCAAUUAAUGCCCACCCUUCCAACUGCAUCUGCAUCAAGUUUGACCCGACAGGAAAGUACUUCGCAACAGGCAGUGCGGAUGCACUGGUGAGCCUGUGGGAUGCCAAUGAGCUAACCUGUGUUCGCUGCCUCUCCAGGCUGGACUGGCCAGUACGGACACUCAGCUUCAGCCACGAUGGAAAGAUGCUGGCCUCUGCUUCCGAGGAUCACUUCAUUGAUAUCGCAGACGUGGACACUGGUGAAAAAUUAUGGGAGGUGCACUGUGACUCUCCCACGUUCACGGUCGCUUGGCAUCCGAAGCGACCUCUGCUGGCCUUCGCUUGCGAUGACAAAGAUGGGAAAUAUGACAACAGUCGAGAUGCUGGAACCGUCAAGCUCUUUGGAUUGCCCAAUGAGUCCUGAACAACAGAUUACAGCAUAUGGCCUUUCACACGACAGCUGCAACACAAACUGAAAACAAUGUUCAGUGGUGGGGGGGGGGAGUAAAAGAAAAAAACAAGUCGAAUUCCAUGGUUAUGCAAGUCUGCAGUAUGGAAAGCAAACUAGUAUUUUUGACAAUUCGUGUGUAGAAGACAAUGGGAUAUUGUCAAGAAAUUGGUUUGGUUAUUUGAUUUUUACAUACGCGUUUUAUUGAUGUUAUAAAAAUAAAUCUUUUUCCAAAUAAAGUGGUGUAAUCAUUUGGUGUAUAAGCAAGA
Molecule: messenger RNA, 1452 nt
Organism: Petromyzon marinus (sea lamprey)
Lineage: Eukaryota; Metazoa; Chordata; Hyperoartia; Petromyzontiformes; Petromyzontidae
Gene: THOC3
Product: THO complex subunit 3
Biological process (GO): mRNA export from nucleus
Cellular component (GO): THO complex part of transcription export complex
Molecular function (GO): protein binding
Source: RefSeq, a predicted model, not a curated record